GGCAGAACAGAUUAUUGAUUGACAGUCAUCAGCUUGUUCUUCUCUGUGUCAGCCAAUCACCACAUCAGCAAAGAUGGCAUCAGUCUUUCCGUUUGCUUUGUUGCUCUGUUUGUCCAGCGGACUGUUGGCUGCAUAUGGUGAAGCUUGCUGCCCUCCUGGUUGGACUCAGUUUGGCUCUCGCUGUUUCGCUUUCUACAUCCAGGCAAAGACCUGGAUUGAUGCAGAGACCUUCUGCCAGACUGCUGGUGGGAAUCUGGCUUCCAUCCACUCAGCUGAGGAACAUACAUUCCUCAAAGACUACAUUAACCAAGUGUCCGGUACAUACAAAAAUGCCUGGAUCGGCGGCACUGACGCAGUGAAGGAGGGUACGUGGAUGUGGACUGAUGGAUCCAAAUUUAACUACAAAAUCUGGAAUGUGGGGCAGCCUGACAGCAUCAGUGGAGCGGAGAUCUGUCUUGAAAUGAACUUUCUAGGAAAUAACUGGAACGACAGGCCUUGUAGCACCCCACUUUCUUUCGUGUGCUCCAAGAACCUGUGUGUGUAACUCUAACCCACCAUCAUGAUGCCUCUACAGCUCAUCUAUAAUCUCUAUCAUUGAUUCUCUUUCAGUUUGUUCAGCAGACAGAAACAGCUCUCUGCUGACAGAUGACUCACUUUCACUUGUUUAUUAUCUGAAGAGUUAG
Sander lucioperca (pikeperch) is the source of this 683-nucleotide messenger RNA. Its product is annotated as galactose-specific lectin nattectin-like. The record is from RefSeq and is a predicted model, not a curated record. Bases 74 to 544 code for a protein of 156 amino acids. NCBI's taxonomy places the organism in Eukaryota, Metazoa, Chordata, Actinopteri, Perciformes, Percidae. Gene Ontology annotation, molecular function: signaling receptor activity. The transcript has 7 exons.